Penicillium canescens is the source of this 1011-nucleotide messenger RNA. RefSeq names its product zinc-binding alcohol dehydrogenase family protein. Lineage: Eukaryota; Fungi; Ascomycota; Eurotiomycetes; Eurotiales; Aspergillaceae. Gene Ontology annotation, molecular function: oxidoreductase activity, acting on NAD(P)H. Bases 1 to 1011 code for a protein of 336 amino acids. The transcript is spliced from 2 exons. The record is from RefSeq and is a predicted model, not a curated record.
AUGGCCGGACAACACGAAGCUGCCAUUCUCCCCCAGCAAGGCGGUCCCUUGUCUCUUGGCAAGCGUCCCACUCCCGAGCCCGGCCCGAACGAUGUUCUCAUCGAAGUCAAGGCCGUUGCCUUAAACCCCUGCGAUCAUUUCCAGCGUGAUUAUGGCAUGCCUCCUGUGCCUAUUUACCCCGCUAUCAUCGGAUCCGACACUGCUGGCAUUGUCACUAAGCUAGGCUCGAAUAUCACGACAGCCCCUAGACCAGGAAGUCGAGUCAUUGCCUUUGCCUCAUCAUUCUACCAGAACGGCUCCCCCGAUCACGGUUCCUUCCAGCAAUACACUUUGGCCCAGUCCGAGGCUGUUAUCCCACUUCCCGAGAGUCUCUCCUUCGAGGAAGGCGCAGUAUUCCCUUUGGCCGUCCUGACUGCCUUAACUGCAUGGACCACGAUCGGCAUUCCGCUCGACACCAAGUACACCCCCGCAGACAAACAGGCAGUCCUGAUCUGGGGCGCAUCGAGCAGUGUGGGUACCUUUGCUGUUCAAUCAGCUAGGACACUCGGCUUCACCGUGUACGCCACGGCCAGUCCCAAGCACCAUGACCUCGUCAAAAAGAUUGGAGCCGAUGCGGUUUUCGAUUACAGGGCAAGCGAUGUCGUCUCUCAGAUCGUCAGUGCCGUAAAAAAGGAUGGUGUUAAGCUGAACACUGCGCACUGCGUUGUCGAUGGAGCUUUGCAGCCAACAUUGGAUAUUCUGAAGGAGACCAAGGGAGAUGCACCUGCCAAGGUCGCACACUCCCCCUUCUCCCAGAAGAUUACUUUCAACUUCCCAUCUAUGGAGGAGGUCGCGAGAAGCAAGCACAUUAACGAAGUUUUCAAUGGAUGGCUGAAGCCUGGCCUGGAGUCCGGCAAAGUAAUUCCCAGCCCCAACAUCCAGAUUGAGGGUGGCGGCCUUGGAGGAAUCCACGCAGCAUUGGACAAGCUCAAGGCGGGUGUCAGUGGCACUAAGAUUGUUGUGCCAGUCUAA